CGUAUCUGUCGCAGUGUUAACAUUGCAUGAAAUAAUGAUCAAAUACACCAUAAACGAUACGUUGUUGAGUAAAUAUCAUUAAUGGCAUUCCUAAAAUAUAUGCUAAUCACCUUAACUGUAUCGAUAAAUCGUCGGUUUUUGCCUUACAUUGAUUUUUGUCGCGAUUUUAAACUUGUGUUUACAUCGCCUUUUCCAAAUAUGGACGGCUGUUUCGGGGAAUCCCGCUAUCAUAUGUUUACUUUUGAUCGGAUUUACUUACAUCAACCAAUGAAAAAAAUGGUUACAUUGCUAGUUGAAUGUCGUCAUAGAGGUACACCACGGGAUAACAACACGUUUAUUUUGGUUAUAAAGUGAAAGUAUACAUUUUCACGGCUGGUACUUGUUUACGCCAACUUUGACGUAGAAGAAAGUACAACUACAAGAAGCAUUUUGAUGUCAGAGUCGUACUCACCGCAGGGCGCACAAGAUUUUUACUACGACUUCUGGGGUCAGGUCUCAGAGCCAGAGCCUGAGGCUGAACAGCCGGAUGCGGAGUAUAACGCUAGCCAGGAUUUGUUUGUGAGUCCAGUGAAAAAAGCAGGCUCUAGUGUUAGAAAACGUGACAGUCCAAGCAGUAGUCGAGUUUUUAAAAGAAAGGCGCCUAAACGUCGUAGAACUUCGUCCAUCAUUGUGCCAGGAUACAGUGAUUGGUACAAUAUCAAGUACUCCGGAGAUCCAGCCAUAUACACCUACCAGCUGUUAAAAGACUAUAGCCAGGGAGAUCUUGAAUUACUUGUUCAGUGAUUAAGGUGAUGAAUAUACUAUAGUAACACA
This is a messenger RNA of Dreissena polymorpha, 813 nucleotides long. RefSeq lists its product as uncharacterized. The record is from RefSeq and is a predicted model, not a curated record. Bases 433 to 783 code for a protein of 116 amino acids. NCBI's taxonomy places the organism in Eukaryota, Metazoa, Mollusca, Bivalvia, Myida, Dreissenidae. The transcript is spliced from 4 exons.